AUGAUCCUGUGGCUAAACCUGGUGUCCUUAGUAGUAGUCCUCAGAGGUGUCCAGUCUGAGGUCCAGUUGGUGGAGUCUGGAGGGGACGUGAGAAAGCCUGGAGAGUCCCUCCGCCUCUCCUGCCAAGCCUCUGGCUUCGACUUCAGCAGCCAUUGGAUGAGUUGGGUGAGACAGGCUCCAGGAAAAGGACUCGAAUGGGUGGCACUCAUAUGGCCAAAUUCUGGUACUCACUACUCUGCCAAAGUCAAGGGACGCUUCACCAUCUCCAGGGACAACUCCAAAAGCCAAGUCUAUCUGCAAAUGAACAGUCUGAAGCCGGAGGACACAGCAGUCUAUUACUGUGCGGGAGACACAGUGAGCAUAUUCGGAAUUAUGAUCCUGUGGCUGAAUUUGGUUUCCUUCCUAGCAGUCCUCAGAGGUGUCCUGUCAGAGGCCCAGCUGGUGGAAUCUGGAGGGGAUGUGAGAAGGCCUGGAGAGUCCCUCCGUCUCUCCUGCCAAGCCUCUGGUUUCAACUUCGGGGGCUAUUGGAUGAGCUGGGUGAGACAGGCCCCUGGAAAAGGGCUGGAAUGGGUGGCAUACAUAAGGUAUGAUUCAGGUAGCAUUUACUACUUGGACAAAGUCAAGGGACGCUUCACCAUCUCCAGGGACAACUCCAAAAGCCAACUCUAUCUGCAAAUGAACAGCCUUAAACUGGAGGACACGGCAGUCUAUUACUGUGCGAGGGACACAGUGAGAGGAAGUGAGUCUGAAGCCUGGCAAAAACUC
Molecule: messenger RNA, 765 nt
Organism: Candoia aspera
Lineage: Eukaryota; Metazoa; Chordata; Lepidosauria; Squamata; Candoiidae
Exons: 5
Biological process (GO): immunoglobulin mediated immune response
Cellular component (GO): blood microparticle
Molecular function (GO): antigen binding
Source: RefSeq, a predicted model, not a curated record